AUGCAUCCAACGGCUCGAAUCGUAGGAGGCGAAGAUGCCGCAUUCGGCGAAUGGCCUUGGCAGAUCUCUCUCCGCCAAUGGAGGACCUCCACGUAUCUGCACAAGUGCGGGGCUGCCCUACUCAAUGAAAACUGGGCCAUCACGGCUGCGCACUGCGUCGAUAACGUUCCACCUAGUGACCUGCUACUCCGCCUAGGCGAACACGAUCUGUCCACCCAAUCCGAGCCGUAUUUGCACGAAGAGCGACGUGUACAGAUCGUCGCAUCGCAUCCCCAGUUCGACCCGCGUACUUUCGAGUACGAUUUGGCACUACUGCGUUUCUAUGAACCUGUCAACUUCCAGCCGAACAUAUUGCCCGUUUGUGUGCCGCAGACUGAUGAAGAUUUCAUCGGAAGGACGGCAUACGUCACGGGAUGGGGUAGAUUGUAUGAAGAUGGCCCGCUGCCGAGCAUCCUCCAGAAAGUGUCAGUGCCAGUGAUAAACAACAGCGUCUGCGAGCAGAUGUACCGCUCGGCAGGCUACAUCGAGCACAUCCCUCACAUCUUCAUCUGCGCGGGUUGGCGAAGAGGCGGGUUCGACUCCUGCGAAGGCGACUCGGGAGGACCGAUGGUUAUCCAGAGAGAAGACAGGCGGUUCCUGCUUGCCGGAGUCAUAUCCUGGGGGAUAGGAUGCGCAGAGCCUAACCAACCGGGGGUGUAUACCAGGAUCAGCGAGUUUAGGGACUGGAUCAAUCAGAUUCUGCAGUUCUAA
Messenger RNA from Acanthoscelides obtectus, 750 nucleotides. The record is from the annotation of a GenBank genome assembly. NCBI's taxonomy places the organism in Eukaryota, Metazoa, Arthropoda, Insecta, Coleoptera, Chrysomelidae.